AUGAAUUUAAACUUUAAGCCAAAAAAAGAAAUUCAAAGAAUUCUUAUUUAUAGUGCCGAACGUUUGAAUUAUUUCAUAGGACAACAGGAUGGAGAAGGAGGAAUUUUGGAACAAAUUGGUGAAGAUAGGCCAACUGAUUUUGCGAUCAAAACACAUAAAGAUCAGAUACGACGGAAACUAAGAAUAGUACUGCCACAUAUCGGUCUUGUGCUUCUUUCAACAGCUUACACAAUUCUCGGUGCUGCUAUCUUUCAUCAUUUUGAAAUGCCAUAUGAAGUGUAUAUUCGUAACGAGACUGCUCACCGAAUUGAAACCUUAAAACAAAAAAUUAUCGACAAUUUAUGGAUGUUAGUACAAAUGAGAAACAGUAGCAGAGAGGUGACAUUUGAAACUUGGUCCAAAGCAGCACAUCUUGGUAUUAAUGACGUAAUUCGUGAUGUGUUUAUUGAUUAUACGAAGAAUUAUAUGACACCCGAUGACAUAAUCAAAGGUGCCGGACCGGUGAAAUGGUCGUUCGGUUCCAGUGUAUUUUUUUCAUGGACUGCUAUUACAACCAUUGGUUAUGGACAUAUAGUGCCGAGAACCAAUGAAGGCCGGAUAGCAUGUCUUAUGUAUGCAUUGUUAGGUAUUCCGUUAAUACUUGUCACCAUUGCUGAUAUUGGACGAUUUCUCUCCGCCGGUAUAGUCUGGGUUCAUUGCAUGAUAAAAUUGGUACGUUUGGAACUGUUUCGAAAAGUCGCACAAUUUUGCGUAUAUUGUUGCAGUUGUGUUCCUUCUAUCAAAAAGAAAAAAAAGCAGCCGAAGACAAUGUCUGCCAAUGAUGUUGCAAAUAUUAAAAGAUCAAAACGACGACGACAGAAUCACAUCGACACUAUUUCUGAAGCAGGCACAUUUGAGGAUAUAUCGGAGAUUCAUACACAAGAAAGUGAAAAAACAAUUUCGGAAGAUACACAAGCAAGAGCAGAUGAAUUGGAGGAAUAUGAAUCCCAUCAUGACAGGCGCAUCUCGGUGUUAUUUGUGCUCAUCAUUAUGAUAGGUUAUACUGCUGGUGGUGCAUGCCUUAUGCAACUUUGGGAAAACUGGACAUUUAUGGAAUCAUUUUACUUCUGUUUCGUUACUGUAACCACUAUUGGUUUUGGAGAUAUCGUACCUCAGAAUGCGGACUUUCUGCCAGCAACGCUCAUGUAUAUCAUUAUUGGCCUUAUUAUUACAACGAUGUGUAUCGAUUUGGUAGGAAGCGAAUACAUUCGAGAUAUUCAUUUCUACGGUCGAAGUUUGGGGCGCAGUUUUAUGACAAUUGGCGGUAAAGUUGUGCAUCUUGGGGAAGUAUUUGGUUAUGUAGCGUUUCUCCAGAAGAAAUAUGGCCUUACUGCGGAACAGAUCAAUAAGCUAGCUCAAUUACCGGAAGAAUAUUUGCUUGAAUGCUUAAUUAACGGCAGGCAACCUGAUCUAAAUUGGAUCGAUGGUCGUCCUUAUGUACCACCUGAUAUUUAUUAUUUCAAAUGGAUUGAGCACCCGCGUACGCUCUCGUUUGUAUCAGAACGUGUGUUAGCAAGUAUGGAAUCACUGGAUUUGAAUACGAGUAAGUGCAGUACAGCAAGGACACUCACGCCACGUGAGUAUUACCAAAGGAUUUUGCUGCAGUACUGCAAGCAAAUACAACCUACUGGUCAGCAACAGCAACAGCAGUCAUCCGAUACUCAAGUGUAA
Molecule: messenger RNA, 1710 nt
Organism: Brugia malayi
Lineage: Eukaryota; Metazoa; Nematoda; Chromadorea; Rhabditida; Onchocercidae
Gene: Bma-twk-13
Exons: 13
Coding region: 1-1710 (569 amino acids)
Biological process (GO): potassium ion transmembrane transport; stabilization of membrane potential
Cellular component (GO): membrane
Molecular function (GO): potassium ion leak channel activity
Source: RefSeq, a predicted model, not a curated record